CGUCUUAUUUGUAAUAUGUAACAUGUCGGUUGUUUCACCAGAAUGUCAAACGAAAUUUAGAUACUGAAAAAUACUUUGUGACUGUCACCGUUCGAAUGGAAAGCUGAGCUGCUAAUUAGCCAGGAGCUAACUCUGCUCUGAGCUGUCGUUUAAAAACAACAGCAAGUGGUUUUUCCAUAUACGUCACUGUCUUCAGUAAAUAUUAUUAGAGUGACACCUGGAGCAGUUUAGGCAAGUCCAGUUUGCGCACAACUGUCGUUUCUUUACUAAAAUUAAGGUCGUAACCUAAUUUUGUUAGUAACGUUUUCAGAAAAUCGAGUAUGUAGCAUAAGGUAGACGUAUGGUCUUUUACACAAGCGACCAGUAUAAUCAUUACCAAGCAGUCUGCUUCCUGGAAGUUCUUUUUUUUUCCCCAUUGACAGCUACAGUAACAGCGUAUGAUACUGUGGUCAUCUGCAGCUGCACAGUCCCCUGCUUCUAUUCUUUGUUUUAAUAUUUGUUUACUCCUGCAAGUGGUCACCAUUUUCAAGAUGGAGAUGUCUAUGUUUUGAGUCAAACUGACUCAAAGGUCAGCUGGUGUCAACGCACCAAGAUGGAGAAAUGAGUGUUUCAGUUCGCUGAGGUAGACUGAUAACUAAUUUUCACAAAGUUAUAGAAUAUAAAAUGUAAACAAACAAAAAACAACAAAACACUACAACCAAGGCUAAUGCUAGUGCAGACAUUUUCUUUCUAUUGUUAUGACACUGAACUGUAGUUAAAAUGAAUGCAGUGCAACGGAAAUGGGAAAACAGUGUUUCAUUGUUGUAAGUAUUUGUUUUCUUUAACUAUACUGUAAUUAUUUUUAUUUAUUGGGGGCUGGAGGUCAACUGAGCUAGUAUACCGUAGCCUGAACAGCCCAGUAACAUACCAGUCAUUUACUGAUAGAGAGUGUAGAUUCACUCAUUGUAAUGUAAGGUUUUAGAACCUUUUUAGUGUUGUAUUACCCUUGAAAUAAAAAGUUGUAAAUAGCUGUGCAAUGCCUACUAAUUUUAGAUGCUCUUAGUGCAAGUCAAUAAAAUGUAACGGCUAAUGGCGCACUCGAAGAAUGCACAUUUGUUGUAUAGAUUUGUCUAAUUUAGCAUGCAUUAAUCUUAAAUCUUAAGUUCUUAUUUUGUUUUUGCAUUGUUUAAUUUAUACAAAUAAUUGUGUCUUACAAGUUGGACUCUUGUCGGUGACGUUAAAAGGUUUGAGUGCUCCACUGCUGUGGUUAAAUAUUUCCUUGUCUGCUCAUAUUCACUGCAGUUAAUUUUUCCCUGACAGCCUAAUGGCUUGUGGAGCUAUCUUUGACCACAGGUGCUGCAGCUAAUGUCCAUGGAACCGUAUUAGUAGCAGGGAGUAAGUCACACUGUACCUACUUCGGUCAGACACUCUCAAAUCUCCCUCUCAGGUCCCGAGCUAUGUUUGGAGUUCAGCUGAUACGAUAUAGGUACAGUACGACGGAUUCGAGGAGGAAAAAUAAGUAUCGGCUGCUCUGCGUAGUCCCAGAAAAUGAAACUUGAUAAUAAUUGAUUUUAGUAUCUCGAACUUGGUUAAGGAGCAUUUAGUAUGCACACGCUGCUGCUGUCCGUACAAUAUCAUGUUCAUGUGACAGAGUUCAUAGUCCCCAAGAUAGAUGACGCCUCCUGGAGUCCAGGAAGGUAGUGUUUACAGAAACACUUUCACGUGGGCUGUAUCUGGGUACCCGGGAGUGUCAGCAGAGUGGCGCAACAUGCCAAGUCACUUGACUUUGGGUGGGGCAUAAACGGACACAAUUGCAACAGACUACACUUCCUGUUAGCACGUCUAGACCAUGUACUUGCCUGUGGCUACAGAUGAAGUGUUUGUAAUGUCAAUAAUACCUGGAGAUUUCUCCUCGCAGGUUCAAGGCAGUCAAUGAUGGACUCCAGCUCUCGUCGGCUGCCGUUCUGUCUGUCCAGCUCACGUUCGUCCUACAUAUCCGGUCCGUCAGUUUCCUCCUCGUCUCUGGGCUCCAGCAGGUUGAACAGUAGGGAGACAACGCUCAGCAAUGACCGCUUCCAAAGGGGUCCGUCGUCCUACAAGACAGACCUGGACCAGCAGAAUUCACGUUACCUGAGCUCUUCCCGAGACUACAGCGGCUCUGACAGUCGUUCCACCAGCUGGAGGUUACCCACGUCUUUGACCUCAUCCGGCAGAUCAUACGAUUAUACCCGGAAUGAUUCUUCUCUGAGCAGCAGGAGCAAACUGAGUGACUCAGAUAGCAGGUUUGGGAUGCGCUCAAGUCUGUUAAACACCAGUGAUGAUGGCGAUUCUAAAAGGGCCAAACUGUCCUAUAGCAACAGAGCACUGUACUCAAGAUCGUCCAGCGCCUCACUCACAGGAUCAGUGUAUUCCACUAAUGGGCUGAGCAGUGGCAGAGGUGCUGCUGAAAAUCCGAAAGAGUUGUUUGAUUCUUCAAGGGGUACAGGUUAUUCAAGGCCAUCAUCUUCCUCCUCAAAGGCAUUUUCAUCUUGGAGAGAACAGGAGACAAAGUAUGAGCCCAGACUGUUAGGAUUGGGAGAAAGAAGAACCAGGACCCCUGGAGUGGUGUCCUCUCUAUAUCAGACUGACAGGGUAACUUCCACAUAUGCACAGGGAGCAAGGCCCAAAGAGACAUCCUACACCUCCUCUCCCUCAUCUACUGCUAGAGAAAGGUCUUUUAAUCACCAGUUUUCAUCCUCCUCCUCCUCCGCUUCCCAUUUUUCUCCUCUGGUACAAGAGCCGAGCAGCAGAGCUACUGCCCGUCCGUUGAACAGCUCAAACCUCCGCUCAUCUCAGAACCAAACAGUAAUCCCAGAAUCCUCCUCACAUGUGCCCUCCUCCUACUCACGACGCAGUUCGUGGUACACAAGACCAGAGUCCACACUCCCUCCGAGGCCGGCGUGUGAGAGUGAGGAGCCGCAGGGCCGUAGCUCCACACGACGUCUCCUGUCACGUCUGUUUUCGCGACGCUCCAGCCAAGAUUCCUCCAGCGGAUCUUCGAGCGUUCGCUCCCUUGAUGAAGAUUCUCCAUCCACUGGGGGAGAGUCUGUGGAUGGAGACGAGGGAACCCGGAUGACUAGUGUAGAUCUUGACCGCGCAGGUUUGGAAGCAACUUUGAGCAGUCUCAGAAAUGGCAGAGCAGAUCUCACACCUAUUCAGGAAAACCACAACAGUGUAAAUCCUGCUGCGUCCAGAAUGUCAUCCUGGAGAGAGCCUGGUGUAGGCAGCAGUAACAGUAGCAGAGAAGGAGGUGGCGGCAACUCCUCCUGGCUCACCUCCUCACUCCGUGGUCGUUGCCCUCCUCUACUGUCUCGACUCAGAAGACACACCAGGCAUGAGAAUGCACAGUCAGCUGCGGCGUCAGAAGAAGGGGAAGGAGGUGCUGGACGCCCUCAGCGGCUCCUCAGGAGGUGGGAGGACGCAGAGCAAAAAACAUCAGAUGAAGAGGAUGGAGACGACGACGAGGAGGAGGGAGCAGUUGGUCUGGAAGCCUUCGAAGCAGGUCACCCCUGGGAACUGGAUGAUGAAUCAUUACCUGAACUUGAAGAGGGCACAUUAUCUUCAUCUCGCCGCAGACAAGCACCAUAUCAAAACCCUUUCAUGGGUCCGCUGAGAGGCGCUGAGAUCUCACUGGACAGUCAGAAGGAGAAGGCUGACUCCACCAGGGAUCAGGAGAAGCUGCGCAAGAUCAAAGAGAGUCUGCUCCUGGAGGAUUCCGAUGAGGAUGAAGGCGACCUGUGUCGUAUUUGUCAGAUGGGCGAGGAUGCUGUUUCCAACCCUUUGAUUCAGCCCUGUCGCUGCACAGGCAGUUUGCAGUACGUCCACCAGGAGUGCAUCAAGCGGUGGCUGUGUUCCAAAAUUGGUUCAGGCACAAAUUUGGAGGCUAUCACAACAUGUGAACUCUGCAAAGCAAAGCUACGUUUGAACAUAGAUGACUUUAACAUUCAGGAGUUGUACAGGACACAUGCUCAGUCGGAGUACGAUGAGUUCAUCAGCAGUGGCCUCUAUCUGGUGGUGUUGCUGCAUUUUUGUGAGCAGAGAUUCUCAGAUGUCCUCGGAGCGGUGGAUGCAGCUGGGUUAUUCAACCUGGUGAGAAUCCUACAUGAACAUAUGGACAGUCUUCGAAAUUCUAACGAAGACAGCGACGGGGAGGUGCCGGACGGCCGUCCCUCUAUAGACUUUUCGGACCUUGAUGAGGAUCUGGAGGAUGUAUUUGAGUAACGAGAAAGAAGGGAAUGAACCUGGAUUAGAUUGUCAGAUGCUGCGGAACAGGUUUACAACAAUUGAUGGUUUGCCUGGUAUUUGCAGAAGCUUUGAAGUGAGGAAGUGCAAAUGCUGUACAUGCGGGGGCACUUUAGGAAAUAUGCAAAUUGAAAUGAGUUACAGAAGAUUUUGACUGACGCAGCUCUAUUUGUGUCAGGCUACACUGUAUUCAAUGAUAAUCCAAUAAAAAUGCAAGUCACUUCUUAACACUUACCUACCACAAGUGCUCUAUAGAUGAAUUCAGACAAAAGGAUCGAUGGUGUAAGGUGUAGAUUAUAUCAAAGUGUGUUGCUGAGACAUUUUAUGGAUGACGAGAUGACAGUGGUUCAGCAUUAUUUUCAGAUUAUUGUUCAACUUUUUUCUUUGUUUCAUUGUAUGAAAUUAUUUAUGUAUGUGUAAAUCGUGAUUUAAUUUUGGAAAUAAAUGAUUGCAGGCUACUA
Cynoglossus semilaevis (tongue sole) is the source of this 4721-nucleotide messenger RNA. RefSeq names its product membrane-associated ring finger (C3HC4) 7 (gene marchf7). Gene Ontology annotation, molecular function: zinc ion binding. The record is from RefSeq and is a predicted model, not a curated record. Lineage: Eukaryota; Metazoa; Chordata; Actinopteri; Pleuronectiformes; Cynoglossidae. The coding region runs from base 1912 to 4239 and encodes 775 amino acids. The transcript is spliced from 10 exons.